AUGCCGAAAUCAAACUCCCAAUCACCGUCUCUUGCGAACUUUGUCAGGCAGCCCUUCCUCCAAACAUUUACCGUCUUCUAUGUCAUCUUCCAAAAUAUCAUCAAUUGGUUCUUUGCACCGGGUCCUCCACCAUCAGGCCCAAUUGCCAAUAAUCUUCCUAAGAAACGAGUGGCAAUAAUCGGUACUGGCCUAACGGGCGUGUCUUCGGCUGCGCACUGUGUUGGCCAUGGCUUUGACGUGCAACUAUUUGAAAAGAGGCCAAAGGACAAAGGUCUAGGCGGUAUCUGGAGCCGAGUCAAUUCCACCUCAUCGCUCCAGAUUCACAGCAUCAUGUACCGGUUCCACCCGUCAGUAUCCUACGACGCUGCUUAUCCCACUCAAGAAGAGAUCCGAGACCAGAUUGUUGAUCUAUGGAAGCGAUACAAGCUCGAAGAUCACACUGUAUUUGACACACCGGUCGAAUCUGUCAAGCAGACCAGGACCGGGAAAUGGAUCAUCAAUGAUGACGAAGAGAAAUGGGGCUUAUUUGACGGCGUUGUUGCCUCUGUUGGAGUCUGUGGUGACCCCAAAAUGAUCUCGCUGCCGGACCAGGAAAACUUCAAGGGCUCAAUCUACCAUUCGUCAGAGCUGGACGGCAAACACGUCAAAGGCAAGAAGGUGCUUAUCAUUGGCGGCGGAGCGAGUGCGAUUGAAGCUCUAGAAUUUGCUGUAAAGUCUGGCGCCGCUGAGAUCGACGUUUUAUCACGUUCCGACAAAUGGAUCAUUCCGAGAAACGUGUGGGUUCAAUCGCUACUGGCAAUGAACAUCUUUGGGCAAGAGACAUUCCUAUCCUGGAUUCCUGAGAGCCUGCUUCACAAGUUCUUCUACCGCGACUUGCAGGAUAUUGCUCCCUCUGGUGGUCUGUACGAGGGGACUCCCAUGGCAAACAGCGAACUUUUUGACCAAAUUCGCGAAGGCAAGGCUCGCUGGUUGCGCGGUGACAUUGUCUCUGUGAAGGAAGACGGCAUCUUGUUCAACAAGCGGAGCAAGGGUGUUCCGCAAGGAGGCCCUGGCCGCGAAUCUGUGGUGCAGGGCGAUGUCAUAAUUCAGGCAACAGGCUUCAAGCGCCCUUCGCUUAACUUCCUUCCCGAGGAUUGCUUUGAAGAACCCUAUAGCCCGCCUAGCUGGUAUCUGCAAGUCUUCCCCCCGUCAUACCCCAGCAUCUGUGCCAAUAAUAGCACCUACGUCAACGCGAUCGGUACCGUUGGUAACAUGCACAUUGGAAUCUACACCAGGUUCUUGCUCAUGUUCCUCGUUGAUCCCUUGUCUCGCCCUACUGAGGGCCGCAUGAAGACUUGGAUUGACUUCACCCGCUUUAUGAAGAGCAUGUCUCCUGUCGGAGCGUUCGAUUUCUUUACCUAUGCCGAGUUGGUCUAUUGGUUUGUCUUUAUCAUUCUGGUUAACCCCUUCCGGUGGAAGUGGGCACCUUUUGUCCUGUUCGGGAUUGGGAGAGGUCUACCGGCCCAAGUCGUUAAGCAGGAGGAAGCUUUCCGCAAUGCACUAAGGAAGCAGCACGCUACCUAG
Molecule: messenger RNA, 1563 nt
Organism: Aspergillus mulundensis
Lineage: Eukaryota; Fungi; Ascomycota; Eurotiomycetes; Eurotiales; Aspergillaceae
Exons: 2
Coding region: 1-1563 (520 amino acids)
Molecular function (GO): flavin adenine dinucleotide binding; NADP binding; N,N-dimethylaniline monooxygenase activity
Source: RefSeq, a predicted model, not a curated record